CCAUGUACAAACAAAAUUACACGUGUCGGUUUUUCUACUUUCUGUUUACGGCCAUUUUUAAACAUAAAAUUUUGAACUUUACUGUAUGGCUCCUUAAUUAAUCAAUUUAAGGACUAAUUCAAAGACGUUGCCAUGACCUCUGUCAAGUGUCUGAUCGUCUUGAUUCUUCUAAUCACUGUGGCGUGGACCAGCAAGGGUGAUGGUGAUCUAGAUGCCAGCAAAUCGUGUGCUGCUGAAGGAGGAUGCCCUGGGGGAGCAGAGCAAGAUGAGACCACCGUGAAGAUUCCAGAAGAUUUACCAUUAAAGAUGAAAACAUCUUUUCAUACGAUUGCGGCAGUGGAAGUGUAUAGGGCUUUACGAGCAGUAGCACAAUCGUUGGAAUUUGCGUACUUAAGUUUAGCCGACCACCCUGAACAGUCGAAAAAGGUUCGCAUGACGGCAGCUACAGCACAAAUGCUCCACCUCCAGUCGGCAGAAUUGAUGGAUAAAUUUUCAGUCACCUCAGCGCAUAUAGUCGAAACUAUGAUACCUAUUAUUUUAGAUGCUGUUUUGGACCUAAAGGACGAAGAGCUCGUAAAAGAUGCUUUAGACAUGAUAAUAGAACAAGCUGAGGAUAUGAAACAAGAAGCCGAAAAAAUGAGAGACGGUUACAAAGACGCCUAUACAGGUCUUCAAGAAAAUAUUGGUGAUGUGCUUAUUUGGAACCAGCAUGUUGACAACGAAAAGAAACGUCUUAAGGAAGAUAUGGAAACCGAAAAAAAUAAUUUACGAGCUGCUAAACGGGCACAAGAGGAAUUGGACGAGGAAAAGCAGGCAAUCGAUAACAAUCUAGAAAUGUUACAAUCAGAUAGAGCAAUGUUUAGAGAACAAGCCGGAAUGGCUGGUGGAAACAUGGCAGCUAAUGGUAACGAUGGGUUCAUUGAAGGUAUGAAAGUAGGAGCAUCAGUCGCCGGUGGUAUCGGAGCAUUUGUAGGCGGAGUUUUAGGCGGGAUAAGUGAUCUUUUUAAUCGAGACAAACGGAUGGAAGAGUUCAAAGUAUUGAUGGGAGCAUACAUGGAGGCACAGCGGGCGGUUGAGCGUGGUUUUGACAGGAAAAGGAAUGUUUUAAGUCGAAUCCAUGAGCAGCGUACACUUGCAUAUAAACAUUUAGGCGAUUUAAAAAAGUUAGCAAUACAAGACGCAAAUUAUGGCGAUGUGAAGAUGAUUCAGAAUGCCCUAGACCAGCUGAAAACAGCUCAGAUAGAAUUUACACGGAUUAUCCAGCACUGGUCUGCCAUAGUUACAACACUGAGUGUUCUAAAAUCCAACUCUAAACCUGGAAAACUGUUCCUAAAGAAAAUUGAAGAUCCAAAAUAUGUUGAAAGAUUUCAGACAACACUGGAACAUGAAAAACAGGGAUGGGCAUUUUUUAGGAAUAUUUGCGAUUCUUUCGUGAGAUCUAGCAGACGAGAUAUUUACGAGUUGUACAAAUUCCUGUCAGCGGAUAUAGAUAGAAUGGCUGCAUCGAAACGAUCUGAACGUCAACAAGAAAUACUGAAAGAAUACGAGAGUGACAUUGAGAUUACUUUUCCUGUAUUGAAAUAAGACAACUUUUCCUGUAUUGAAAUAAGACAACUUUUCCUGUAUUGAAAUAAGACACAUUUACUGUAUUGAAAUAAGACAACUUUUUCUGUAAUUGAAAUUAGACUAAGAUAUACUAUACUCACCUUUAGGUAAAAUAAUUUUAUCACAGAAUUUGUUGAAAUCUAUGAAAUUUUUACUAUAUCUUGUCUAAUUUGGAUAAAAGAAUGUGCAAACUAUGUAUGGGAAGCUGCAUUCUCUAAUACAGGUGAAGUAAAGUUGGUCCUUU
Molecule: messenger RNA, 1849 nt
Organism: Ruditapes philippinarum (Manila clam)
Lineage: Eukaryota; Metazoa; Mollusca; Bivalvia; Venerida; Veneridae
Exons: 10
Coding region: 133-1584 (483 amino acids)
Source: RefSeq, a predicted model, not a curated record